AUGUCCUAUACUGAAGAGAGGAGACCACAGAUCACCUCUACUGAUGAGAGAGAGAUACGACCCGACUUUGAAAAUGCGAUUCUCUGCAGCGCCAAGAAAGGUGUACUGAAAGAACUUACCUCCAGCUGUAAUGACCUGAUGACAUCAACUUCAAGACCCAGGAGAACUAGCAUUUUCUACAAGUUGGGUAACGCACCUGGGAAUGUGACGAGCUUGAUUGCUCAUGUACUCACUCGACGCCUUUCGCACUAUCGAGCAAGCCAACUGCUUCUUCAACAAGAAAACCCCACAUAUUCCAUCAGUAAUCAUAAGGAGUUGCGUCAUGACAUGUUGAGCGUAUAUCAAGUCCAAGUACUUUCCGCCAGGGCAGAGCUUCGUCCGGAUAAACACAGCGUAGAGCUGGUCGGAGGUCCGCAGCACAAAGGCGAUAUCUGGUCCCGAACGAAACAGAUUUGGGUAGUAAAAGACGCUGCCACGGAGCCGUCCUUUCAGGAGCCAUGCUUGCAGUGCACCUCUAAAAAAUCCUCUAUGUCAGUGCUGAAAUGCCCACUGAAUUCAAAGCCUUUAGUGUUGUCUGCGAGAGCAGGCCACAUUUGCCUUUCAGUACGUGCAUGUGAACAUGAACUUCUUCCUCAGGCUGGUGAUGAGCCUAAGGAAACGCGACAAAAUAAAGUUUUUCCACGACUAGAUACGGGUCACUAUAAUAUCCGCGUAUUCUUGCCAGCAAUGUGCACCACCAUCACUCAGAAAUUCCUCUCCGUCGAUAGUUUCUGGGAUGGUGUACCGGUGGCGCACGAGGAAAGUUUUGUAAUAAGGCAUUAUGGCGUAAAGUUCAUCUUAUGGUCUCUAGUAGCCUGGACUAUCCCCAAUUUAUGGCGGAUCCAUAUCUGGAAUGACUACGAGGACGGAUUUGUUCCAUGCAAGCAUGCAAGGUGGUCGAACCCUGACUCAUUCGGUGUUUUUGUGAUGGCCAAUAGUUUGACUGGAAACGAUGUCCACUGUUCUUCUUGGUCAUCCCAUCACGAGAGUCAAGAUAUAGGGCAGAGAGUUGUCAACGGAUUGAUUGCGAUCUCGGGAGUCUCGGUAGAAAAAAUGGCAGGCAAGGCUGUGGGCGGAACAGGGAUCACUGGAGUUUUCACACGAUAA
This is a messenger RNA of Lobosporangium transversale, 1146 nucleotides long. RefSeq lists its product as hypothetical. The transcript has 11 exons. The coding region runs from base 1 to 1146 and encodes 381 amino acids. The record is from RefSeq and is a predicted model, not a curated record. Lineage: Eukaryota; Fungi; Mortierellomycota; Mortierellomycetes; Mortierellales; Mortierellaceae.